Molecule: messenger RNA, 492 nt
Organism: Paramecium tetraurelia
Lineage: Eukaryota; Ciliophora; Oligohymenophorea; Peniculida; Parameciidae
Exons: 1
Source: RefSeq, a predicted model, not a curated record
AUGUUUACUUUAUUAUUUAUACCAUUUGUUGAUGCUCUAUUCUCCAACUUCGAGUACGUCUACGUGACAUCCUAAUUGGAAUAUUCUGCAUACACAUUCAAAGGUGUCAUAACUGUGAUUCCACAAACAAACAACAUCCUAUUAUGGAAAUGUCAUGAUCUAGAAGAAGCAAUCCCAAAUAUUUCAUUCACUCUUCUUGAAAACGGAACCAUUUUGAAGCUAAACGACUUUAAUCUCUAGUACGAAUAUGAAGUCAAACCAAACCCUCAAUUUAUCUUCACAUACUAGGACUCCACGUAAGGAAAUUUGGUAAUAGAUUAUAUAACAUACAAAAAUCCAGAAUAUGCACUCCAACUAAAAGAAAUUGUAGAUCGAGUGAUUAUCGACGAAUACACUGUUGAUUGGGAUACUGUUCAUUACAAUUUGAAUAAUCUCUAAGACAAUCUAGUGUAGUUUUGUAAGAAACAUUAAGAUUAUAAAACAGAGUUGUGA